Molecule: messenger RNA, 887 nt
Organism: Alnus glutinosa
Lineage: Eukaryota; Viridiplantae; Streptophyta; Magnoliopsida; Fagales; Betulaceae
Product: outer envelope pore protein 16-3, chloroplastic/mitochondrial
Exons: 3
Coding region: 189-671 (160 amino acids)
Biological process (GO): protein insertion into mitochondrial inner membrane
Cellular component (GO): TIM22 mitochondrial import inner membrane insertion complex
Molecular function (GO): transmembrane protein transporter activity
Source: RefSeq, a predicted model, not a curated record
AAGAGCAAGGGUAAUAUGGUCAAUUGGCGAACUCUCGGUGAUGCCGUGCGAGACUGGCGACUGGAAGGAGUAGCAGCUGAGCUCUCUGGAGCAUUUCUUUUGUAAGCCUCCACCAAAGGCUAAGAGUAGCUCUCGUUCACUCAGCAUUUCGUCAAAGCCUCAAAAAAGUACCCAGUUAGAAGAAAGCCAUGGAUCUGGACCCUGCAGAACGUAGGUAUUUGGAGGAAGAGGAUACUCCACUGGUGAAGACAAUGAAGGGUGCAACAACAGGUUUCGUUACUGGAACUAUUUUUGGGACCAUUGUUGCAACAUGGUAUGAUGUGCCUCGUGUCGAGAGAAAUGUUGCUCUUCCAGGGCUAUUAAGGACCCUGAAGAUGAUGGGUAACUAUGGGAUGACAUUUGCUGCAAUCGGGGGAGUUUACAUUGGCGUUGAGCAGCUCGUGCAGAAUUACAGGAUGAAGAGAGACUUUGUCAAUGGAGCUGUUGGUGGUUUUGUUGCUGGGGCAACUGUUUUAGGUUUCAAAGGAAGGAGCAUUUCAACAGCAAUUUCUGCUGGAUCAGCAUUAGCAGUCACUUCUGCUUUAAUUGACGCUGGGGGUCAGACUACAAGAAUUGACAAUGGCAAGGAGUACUACCCUUACACCACCAAGAAAAGAUCCUCCGCCGAUUGAUCAUCGUUCAUUGCUGUAGUUGGAAAAGAAGACGCCAGCAUGUUACCGGAGAAAGUCAUCACUGUUUUUUGAACUGGUUGUAUGUCUCUGACCAGAGAUGGAAUCAUACUCUCGACUGUCUUGUGCGCUUUUUAAAUUUUGUUUUAUAGCUUGAACGAAUGAUGUAAUAAAUAGACUUUGCCAUGUUUUCAAAGUUAAGUUCGAUGUUAAUUUCUC